AGUCGUCCCGUUUCAUCGAGAAUCUCGUUGAUGUGGAUUAUUGAAAUCAAAAUAAUCGUUCAAAUUUCAAGAAAUUUUUAUUGAGCUAACUAGAUAAAUUCUGAUCCCUCAAGGGAAUGGAAUUUUGACAUUAAUGCACUUGUGUGGCUGCACGACGUGUUGAAGCAGGCGCAAUUUUAGCAUCGCGAUUUUAGGUUCACUGCAAAAUGUCGAACCCGAAAGUUGGACAGCGGGUCGAAGUGACCGGCAAGGAGGCCAAAGGGACAGUAGCAUUCGUCGGAAGCACCCUGUUUGCUCCAGGAAAAUGGGUGGGUGUGGUGCUGGACAGCCCAAAGGGCAAGAACAACGGCAGCGUCCAGGGGAAGCAGUACUUCCAGUGCGAGGAAAAUUACGGCAUGUUUGUCAGGCCUGCGCAGCUGACCUACCUGGACGAAGCAGGACAGUCGAUGGAGGGCUCCUCAGGAGGCUCUCCGUCGUCCACCACACCCACUGGUCGAACGAGCAGGAAAAGACCCGAGCCCACCAGUGUAUCACGGAAAUCAUCUUUGACAACCUCCACUCAGGCUCGGAAAACUGACCAGAUGAGACUGCCUGUGCCUGGAAUCAAGCUUGAAUCUAAAGAUGAAGGUCCUUCCAUCACUCCUUUAAAGGAAACUCCAUCCGAGACUGUAAAAAGAGCAUCAUUUGUUGAGACGGGGUUUGUGGAGAAUCUGAAACCACAGUUUACUCCCGGGCAAGUGCUCUCUCCCAGCAUCUCCAGCAUCAGCUUUCAGUCAGAGGACAAACCAUCCAGUGCUGAGGUUGUUCAACUCAAGAAUGAAAUAAAGGACCUUAAUGAGAAGCUAGAGACUUUGAAAGUCAAGCGCGGACAGGACAAGGAAAAAUUGAAAGAAUUUGACAAAGUGCGGCUGCAGCUGGAGCAAAUGGUUGAGUUCAAGUCUCGUAUCAUGGAGUCUCAGGCUCAGCUGCAGAAGGACCUCCAGAGGGCUAGGCAGGAGGCCCGUGAGGCAAUUGAAGCCAAAGAGAGACAUGCUGAGGAAAUGUCUGAUUUGGCGGAAACCGUCGAAAUGGCAACAUUGGACAAGGAAAUGGCUGAAGAAAAGGCUGAAAGUUUGCAACAAGAGUUAGAACAUUGCAACGAGAAAUUGGAAAUGGCAUUGAUGGAUUUGGAGCUGUUGAAAGCUGAGAUGAACACUGAAAACAACGAGCAGAUGGAGAAAAGCGCACCAGCAUCCCUGGAAAUGAAGCAACUCAUGCAGCAGAAUGCCAAACUGAAGGAAACUCUAGUGAGGUUGCGAGACUUGUCUGCUCAUGAAAAACAUGAAUUCAGCAAAAUGCAGAAGGAAUUGGAAAUGAGACGCUCUGAAAUCCAGGAGCUCAGCCGCACUAAGGAAAAGCUGAGUGCCAGAGUGGAGGAAAUGGAGCAACAGGUGAGCGAGCUCCAGGAGCAAGUGGACGCGGCCUUGGGCGCUGAGGAAAUGGUUGAGGCGCUGACCUCAAAGAAUCUGAACCUAGAGGAGAAGGUCAUGGAGCUUGAAGAGACGGUUGCUGACCUUGAGGCGCUGGCCGACAUGAAUGAACAGCUGCAGGAAGGCACCAAGGAGAUGGAACUGGAGUUGCGAGAGGAGCUCGACAUGGCUCUCAUGGCCCAAAGGGAGGCGCAACACGAGGUUGAGGCCCUGCACGAGACCCUCUCUGACCGAGAUAUGACCAUUACAAAGUUCAGAGACUUGGUGCAGAGGUUGCAGGAACAGAUCCACCAGUUGCAGACCUCGGUUGAGAGAGAAGCCUCAAAACCAAUGGCGUCCGUAACUGAUAUGAUGGACUUCAAGAAAAUGAUCGCCGACUCGAAGGCUCACACGAAGGCCAUUGACCUGGAGUUGAGGAGAAUAGACGUCCAGCAAGCCAACCAGCACGUCCACUUCCUCACUUCUUUCAUGCCAGACAGUUUCAUGGCAAGAGGAAGUGACAACGACGCAAUUCUGUUGUUGCUUUUGUUGCCUCGUCUCCUUUGCAAGACGGAAAUUCUGAUCAAGAAAAGUAGAGACAUCUUCCCCACCUUGACAGCUGUUAUCGACUCUAAUUUGGUACUGCAAGGUCACCAGGUGGCUCAGUACUCAUUCAGAUCCAGACUUUCCUUCUGGCUCUCUUACAUGCAGAGUGUUCUUCAGCAGCUGCAGAACUGCGUUCAGAAUUGCGCGCCGGACGUGCUGUUGCGAAUCGGCUUGCUGUACCUUGAUUUGGCCGCGCAGGAGAAAACGAUCGAUAACCUGCUGGAGCUGUUGCGCAAGGACCAGCUAGACGAAAAUGUGCCUCUCGACGGCCUGGAGAAGUGUGUUGGCGUGCUGCAAGGUACGCUGGCAAACCAUCUGCCCGAUUUUGCGCCAGAACCGUCGCUUCUGCUCCGUGAGUGCUGCCGCGCCUUGCAGGCUGCUGCCGAUGGACUUUUCACAGACUCCUCUGCUGUUUUGGCGAUUUUAACGGCAAAGGAGGGCAAAGUUGGCCUGCUCAUGAAGGACAUCACGACUGUGAGUGACCUUUUACGCCAACAACUGAAGCUGACGAGAAGACGCUUGCCCACCGAUGGCUAUGUUGUCAGCCCCAAGGUGGCCACGCACUCCGAUCCUGUGCAACAGUGUCUCAAGCUGGCCGCCAAGCUGUUGCUCGCGUUCAACGAGACAUCCAAAAAUUUAACCCACCUCUGCUCGGCUUCAGAGGGCUCGGGAUUAAACGAGGAAAAGGCGAUGGAGGUCUUCACCGCCGCGGUGGAUCGCAUUUUUGACGCCGAGGACAAGGGAUCUGUUGAGUGUGUCAAGGCCACGAUUGAAACCCUCAAAAAUAGAGUCAAUAGCCUCUCCUUGGCUGCUCAAGAAACUGAAUUUGACCUUGAGCCAAAGAAGGAUACCAAGGUGACUCCUCCUAUUUCACUUCGGGCGCAAGUGGUGAAGAAGGAGCUUGAGGAGACCAAGAUUUUGAAGCAGAAGCUGGAGACCAGAGAGACAGAUAUCAAGGAAAUGAAGAAGGUGAUGAAGAUGAAGCAGGAGGAAUUGAGCGAGAUGGUGAUAAGAAAAGACUUAGCUGAGAGCAAGCUCGGCAAUGUGCACAAAGAUUAUGCUUUGAGCCUUGAAAAGCUUCAGCGCAAAUAUGACGACAGCCAAAUACUCCUCAGGAGGAAGGAGAAGGAGUUUGAGGAAACCAUGGACCACCUGCAGGCUGACAUCGACUCCUUGGAAACUGAGCGGGGAGAAUUGAAGGAGAAGCUCAAGAGCAUUUCCAAGAAGGCGCUUAUAGAAGGGAUGGCCAGAAGCAGCGCGGCUGGAGCUUCAAUGGCGACCACCCCAAGCUCCUCUGGACCAAGCCUGCCUGUGUCUGUGACUGAUUCGCCUCUUCUGCUGCAUGAAAUCAGGAGUCUUAGGGAGGCACUCAGAGUGUCCCAGCUGCAAAUCGGUGCUCUCAGGGCUGAGCAGACCCGCACUAUUCUCGCGAACCUUCCUCCUCUCAGUGUGAUCAAGAAGCCCACCGAAGUUGAGCCCAGCAUACUGACCGAGUUGUCAAAGAGGGCCAACAAACUGCACAAAGACUUGAUCGAUUACUACCUGAGUGCCAGAGUAGUCGACCUGAGCAAUAGAAAGCCGGGAGAGAGGCCGUUGCUGGAGAAGAACUCGCCCGCGUACCAGCUCGCCGAAAGGAAGCGAAAAGAGCAGCAGCUAAACCAGGAAUACCAAUCCCUCAAAUCUGCCGUUCACGAAGAAUUGAUGAAGCGAAAACCAGGGGCCAAGGCUGAGUCCUCUUUCUCCACUUUCCCUUCAGUAGAGCUGAGCAAGGCCAUGAAGGAGUUGGACGCUGUGGUUGUUGGCCGCCUUAAAUUUGGAGCAGCUGCAAACACUGCUCCCAUUCCUCUUCUUGUCGACUUGGAUGGACUCAAAAAGAUCCACAGCGCUGUGGCCCCUUACGGUCUUGUAGGAGCGUAGACGGAUGUGAUUCGUUUCCAGGCUUCAUUUCUUUAUUAAUUUAUUGUUUACAUUAAUUAUUGCCCACUGAAAACUGAACGUUAUGCACGACUUUAACAUUAUGGUUUUGUUCAAUUCCUAUAAUUAUGGAUUGAUAUUUGUACGCAGCUUAUUAUUAAAAUAUAGAUAUAAUAAUCUAAAA
Molecule: messenger RNA, 4152 nt
Organism: Cloeon dipterum
Lineage: Eukaryota; Metazoa; Arthropoda; Insecta; Ephemeroptera; Baetidae
Gene: DCTN1-p150
Product: dynactin subunit 1
Exons: 25
Coding region: 207-3971 (1254 amino acids)
Biological process (GO): establishment of mitotic spindle orientation; nuclear migration; cytoplasmic microtubule organization
Cellular component (GO): spindle pole; microtubule plus-end; kinetochore
Molecular function (GO): microtubule plus-end binding
Source: RefSeq, a predicted model, not a curated record